GUAUGAUGAACAUGUCAUUGUAACUGUCUCUUCAGUCUCUACAGUAAGAGUCUGGGAUGUGAACACAGCUUGGAUGCUUAGUGCUUGGACUGUCUGAGAGUGAAAACCCAGAGGAAGAUAGUUGGUGGCAGAACUACUGACAAUGAAACCAUUGGAAUCAGUGACCUUCAAUAAUGUAGCUAUCAACUUUACCAAGGAAGAGUGGGCCAUGCUGGACAAAAACCAGAGAAAGAUGUUCAGAGAUGUUAUGCUGGAGAAUAUCAAUCAUCUGGUGUUCAUGGGGUAUCAGUUCUGCAUAUCAGAAGUGUUUUCACAGUCAGAACAAGGUGAACUGUGGAGAGAAGUAUUAAGGUUUCUCCAUGUACAGAGUCCAGGCAGGGAAAAUGACCAUAAAAAAGAAGAAAUGAUAACCAUGCAACAUAUCUCUAAGAAGGACAUAUCUACCAACCAGACAAAGAUUUCUCACACUGAAGAGAAUCCCCUUGAGAGUAAUGAUUUGGGAGAAUAUUUCACUCACUCCACAAUGACUGACAUGGGAAAGAAACCCAAUGUAAACAAACAAUUUCAAAGAGUUCUCAAUUAUCAUUCAUUCAUUGGUCAAAAUAAGAAAAUUCAAACUGGAUGUAAGUCAUGUAAUUGUCAUCUAUGUGGAAAAGUCUUCAGAAGUAGUACUAGCCUUAGACAACUUGAGAAAAUACACACUGGAGAAAAAUCAUAUGGCUACCAUCUGUGUGGGAAAGACUUCACUGGUAGUUCUACCCUCAGACAACAUGAAAGAAUUCACACUGUGGAGGAUCCAUAUGUCUGCCAUCUAUGUGGGAAUUCCUUCAGUCAAAGUUCUAACCUUAGGCAACAUGAAAGAAUUCACAACAUGGAGAAACUAUAUGCCUGCCGUGGAUGUGGGAAAGAUUUCACAGAUAGUACCACCCUCAGACAAUGUGAGAGAACUCAUACUGAAGUAAAAGCGUAUGUCUGCCAUGUAUGUGGGAAAGACUUCACUGAUAGUUCUACACACAGAGAGCAUAAGAGAACUCACACUGGGAAGAAACUAUAUGUCUGCAAUAUGUGUGAGAAAUCCUUCAUUCAGUGUGGUAUCCUUAGGCAACAUGAAAGAAUUCACACUGGGGAGAAACCCAAUAUCUGCAAUAUAUGUGGGAAAUCCUUCAGUCAUUGUGGUAACCUUAGGCAACAUGAAAGAAUUCACACUGGGGAUAAGCCAUAUAGAUACACAGGGCUGCACCAGACACCAAAAGCUGCACCCAUGAUGGUGGCCAACUGGGGUUUGAGGAACACCAGCCUGAGCAUGUUGCACAUAUGCAGUGGCUGUUGUGGCUGCCACCUGGCAGUCCCUGCAAUCCCCUCAACUGCCUGCAAUGCUCCUGCGGGGAGUGAUUCUCUCCCUGUGCCUGGAAAACAGCAGGAGAUUGUGCACAUCAGCCACCCAGAGUGA
Choloepus didactylus (southern two-toed sloth) is the source of this 1450-nucleotide messenger RNA. Its product is annotated as zinc finger protein 596-like. NCBI's taxonomy places the organism in Eukaryota, Metazoa, Chordata, Mammalia, Pilosa, Megalonychidae. The transcript has 7 exons. Gene Ontology annotation, biological process: negative regulation of transcription by RNA polymerase II. Bases 143 to 1450 code for a protein of 435 amino acids. Gene Ontology annotation, molecular function: DNA-binding transcription repressor activity, RNA polymerase II-specific. The record is from RefSeq and is a predicted model, not a curated record.